AGAAUGGAUAGACGUAGACGAAAACAACCAAAGGCUACUGCAAACUAUGAAUCCGAAGAGGUGAGUAGUAUCGAAUGGGAAGUCGUUACCAUGAGCGAACAAGAAGAAGAUCUUAUCUAUCGUAUGCAUAAACUCGUUGGCGACAGGUGGGAACUAAUUGCGGGUAGAAUACCGGGACGAACACCGCAAGAAAUAGAGAGGUUUUGGAUAAUGAAACAUACUGAAGGAUUCGCCGCACCAACAACAUCCGGAAGAAGAAAUAAAGGUAGUGGUAGUAACGGCAGCAAGAAAAAAUCAUCCAGAUGAUAAUAAACUUUAUGUCGGAGCAAACAUUUUCUAGUGUACUCGGCGGGGCUUGGAGAAAUAUUUUUGUGUUUUUUUCUUGACUCCAUUUUUCUUGAUGGAUCAUGAUGAACAUUACCUACUUGGCUACAAAUUAAUGGAGUAUUUGUUUCUUUGAAUCUUUGGAUGCAUUGUCUUCCAAGUUCCAACAUCCAUUGUUCUUUGCACGAUUUUUUUGCACUACUAGGUGUUACUUACUGGUCUUGUACUCCGGAAUGUUUAAUUUUGAUUCGUAAAUUAUUAGGCUUUGAAUGGCCAAAUCGAUACUAUU
Papaver somniferum (opium poppy) is the source of this 613-nucleotide messenger RNA. RefSeq names its product MYB-like transcription factor ETC3. Gene Ontology annotation, biological process: cell differentiation. The transcript is spliced from 3 exons. NCBI's taxonomy places the organism in Eukaryota, Viridiplantae, Streptophyta, Magnoliopsida, Ranunculales, Papaveraceae. Gene Ontology annotation, cellular component: nucleus. The record is from RefSeq and is a predicted model, not a curated record. Gene Ontology annotation, molecular function: transcription cis-regulatory region binding. The coding region runs from base 4 to 306 and encodes 100 amino acids.